AUGGACCUCGACGACGACUCCCAACCCUCAGCCUCAGUCAUUUCCCAUCUUCCUCCCCCCUCCCAUCAACCCCAACAAAGUCAUUACCCCCCCUACCCAUCCGAUGACGUUGCCCACCCGCCCCGGCAAGCUACGUACUACUAUCCCCCCCGCCCCAACCGCUGGACCGGCCCCCCCUCAACCUGGCUCACUCACACAGCCGCCGACCGCGCAGUCUGGACUUCUCUGUCUAACUCCCGCGCUCAAGACCUUUCCAUCCACCUUUACAAUGCAUACGGCUUACGCAAACGCCUUCGUAAGCCGCCCAAAGUUCCCGGAGAAGACGAGGAUUUCAACACUGAGGAGGGGCGGUGGGAAAGGAAGAGACAGAAACAGACGGAGUGGGCCCCCCCCGCGAGGUGGACGGCGUGGCCGGUCAGGGCGGGGGAUGUACCCGGAGAUGGGUUGUUGCCGGAGGUGAGGGAUGGGAGUGAAGAGUUUGGGGUGAGGAGGAGGAGGAGAGAAUUGGGGUUGGAAGGGGAUGGGUUCGCGGGCGGGGAGUUGGAAGAGGAGAUAAGUGCGGCUGUGUUGAGGGCUGCGGGGGUGAGGUUUAGGAAGAGGGGUUUGGAACAGCAAGAGGCAAAAGAGGGGGGGCAAGUAAUGGAGUCGGCUGAGCAAAGGAAUGCUACGGAAGCAGAGACGGAUGGAUGGGUGACGGGGGAUGAGGGGUAUGUGAGAAUGGGAAAGGAGAAAAAACCGAUUGGGAGACCGAGGAAGAAGAGAGGGUCGUCGCCGGAUUAUGUGCCUACGCUCUGUGCGGACGAUGACAGGAAUUAUGCGCUGGUGAGGCCGGCUGUGAGGAGGAUUAUGGCCAAGCUGGAUGAUACGCUCAUGAUCCUGCAUAAUGCGCGCGUCGCGGGCCUGAGGAAUAUGUCCGAGUCGGAUAGUGAUGGCGAGGAUGAGGACGACGACGAGAGUACAAAGCAGGAAGCGGAGAGUGAAGGGGAGAAGCUGGCGACCGAGGCAGAGAGCAACGAAGAUAACGACGACGACGACAACGACGACGACGACGACGACGAGGAGGAGGAGGAGGAGGAGGAGAAGGAGGAGAAGCCAUCUGUUCCGGCAUCGCUACGACCGAGGAACAGGGGCGGCAGGCCGAGGAAGAAACAUGUCCCGCUAGAGGGAGAAACAGAAGAGGAAAUGCUCAUCCGAAUCGCAAGGCAAAACCACAGGAAAGUACCUACCUUUAACAACAACGAAGCCUCUACAAGUCGCUGCCGCUCAACAACCCGCAAACCCCGUAACACACACACCAAAUCCGAGCCCGAGAGCGAAACCGACACCCGCCGCGGCCGCUCCCGAAGCAGAAAACCUGUAAAGUCUAUAUCCCAAUCCCGCUCAAAGUCAACUACUCGCUUCCCCAGCAAACGCCCCGCCUCCUCUCGUUCAACCUCCCGCUCAACCUCCCACUCCCGCAGCUCCAGCGCCUCUGAUUACGGUGAGAAACGCCUCGGCCGCUGGGGCCUGCGCGACUGGCGUGACGUGCUGGGUGCUGCUGCGCUGGCUGGGUUUGAGCCAGCGGUGUUGGCACGCGCGGCGCAGAGAUGUGCGAAUCUUUUUGGGGAGGAGAUGGUGCUUCAUACGUUGAGGGAACAGCCCGUCAAUGAUGGUGAAGGUACGGGGGUAGUGGGGGGGAGUGGCAUUGAGACGGUGAGGUACGUACCAGGGGGAAGGGUUGGUUUGGAUGAGGACUGGGAGGAAAGUGAAGAGGAUUUUGAAGAAGUACUUGCUCAGCGCAGAACGGUUGCUCGACAGCCGAGUCUGUCCGUGGAGCCCGGGAAUACGAGCGAGGGGUCAAGAGGGAGGAGUCGGAGUCAGAGUCGGCCGAGGGGGAGGUCGCAGACUCCUGCUCUGCAGUCGUUGGUCUGCCCGCAUGAAACGUGUUAUCGGUCGAGGCAUCCCUUUACCAGGCGUGACCACUUACUACGACAUCUACGAAUGACACAUGGCGAACAGCCCGAACGAAGCCGUACCCGCAGCCGGUCACGCACGCCUGGACCAGGACAUCGCUGUCCGCAUGCGGAUUGUGAUCGGGCUGUGGAUGGAUUCUCGAGGAGGACGAAUUUGGUGAGGCAUCUGAGGCUAGUACAUGGGGACUCUGGUCAGAAUAUGGGGCAGGGGAUGGGAAUGGUUACGGGGGAUGAGGAGGAGGAGGAGGAUAGUGCAGAUGAGGUUGAGGGGGGUGUGCAUGUCGAUCGAUUUUUGAAGCCUAUCAAGCCUAGGAAGGGCUGGAGAGCUGAGGAUAAGGGCCCAAAGAGGGUUGUUAAGAGGAGGAGGGGAGGAAAAAAGAGGAGGUGUGACGAGGAGAGCGAGGAGCUUGAUACGUUUCUGUCGGAUUAA
Messenger RNA from Thermochaetoides thermophila DSM 1495, 2382 nucleotides. RefSeq lists its product as uncharacterized. The record is from RefSeq and is a predicted model, not a curated record. The transcript has a single exon. The coding region runs from base 1 to 2382 and encodes 793 amino acids. Lineage: Eukaryota; Fungi; Ascomycota; Sordariomycetes; Sordariales; Chaetomiaceae.